Messenger RNA from Melitaea cinxia (Glanville fritillary), 4405 nucleotides. RefSeq names its product nicotinate phosphoribosyltransferase (gene Naprt). The transcript is spliced from 11 exons. Gene Ontology annotation, biological process: NAD+ biosynthetic process. Gene Ontology annotation, molecular function: nicotinate phosphoribosyltransferase activity. The record is from RefSeq and is a predicted model, not a curated record. Bases 338 to 2101 code for a protein of 587 amino acids. NCBI's taxonomy places the organism in Eukaryota, Metazoa, Arthropoda, Insecta, Lepidoptera, Nymphalidae.
UAUUACAUUUUUCCAAAUAUGACCUCAUGAUAUGUAUACAAGAAUGACCUCUUAAAAAUUAAUCUAAUGUAAUCAGUGUCAUUGAUGUCUUUUAUGUCUAAUAAUUCUAAUAUUCGACCUUUUUAAAUGACCUCAAGGUUAAAUGGUAUAUAAAAAAUUUAAUACGCAAUUACGCAUGCGUAUAAUAAAGACGUACUCCGUCAAAGAGAGUUUCGCAUUUGGCGCGCUGAUAAGUCGAGGUUGGUCACGAUGAAAUUAUUUCUCUCAUUAGUCGUCAGUCAGUUAUCAAACAUUGUUUGCGUUAACUAUUACUGCUACUUCUUUACCUAUAUCGAAAAUGUCUAGUGAUAAACAGAAUAAUAUUAGAGUAAUGGCUCGUCAAAAUGGAAUUGUUCAACCCCUAUUAACUGAUUUGUACCAGAUUACAAUGGCAUAUGCUUAUUGGAAGUCAGGGAAAAUUAAUGAUACAGCUGUCUUUGAUUUGUUUUUUCGUACAAAUCCAUUUCAAGGAGAGUUUACAGUUUUUGCUGGUCUUGAAGAAUGUUUAAAGUUCUUUGAAAACUUUCAUUAUUCAGACAGUGACAUAGAAUAUUUAAAAGAAACAUUACCCCCAACUAUUGAACCUGAAUUUUAUGAUUAUCUUAAGGAUUUAACAUGUAAGGACAUUAAAUUAAGUGCAAUUGAAGAAGGUUCAGUUGUUUUCCCCAGAGUACCCCUCUUAAGAGUGGAAGGACCGUUGAUAAUUGCGCAACUGUUGGAAACGACGCUGUUGACUCUAGUUAACUUCGCAAGUCUCAUGGCGACAAAUGCAGCGAGGUAUCGCAUGGUCGCCGGCAAAAACGUCUCACUGCUCGAAUUUGGUUUGCGAAGGGCCCAAGGACCGGAUGGCGGCCUCUCAGCCUCUAAAUAUUCAUAUAUUGGCGGCUUCGACGGGACGAGCAACGUGCUAGCGGGCAAGAUGUUCAAGAUCCCGGUGCGCGGCACGCACGCGCACUCGUUCGUGACGUCGUACGGCUCGCUGGCGGACGUGCGCUCGCGCCAGCUGGGCGGCCGCGACUUCCUGGGCGCCGCGCUGGCGGGCCGCGCCGCCGCCGCGCGCGCGCUGGCCGCGGCGCCCGCCGAGGCCAGCGACGGCGAGCUGGCCGCGCUCGUGUCCUACGCCCAGGCCUUCCCCUCCGGCUUCCUCGCCCUCGUCGACACCUACGACGUCAAGAGGUAUAGCCCCCGGGCCCGCCGGAACGGCCGCGCCGGCUACAAUAGCAACUGUGGAUCCAAUGCUCGUAGUAUUCGCGACCUCUCGCCCGCCCGUGGCGCGCGCGGAUGUAGCACGUCCGAAAGCACAGUGAGGAGUGGCCUUUUAAAUUUCUGCGGAGUAGCGAUAGCUCUAAACGAAUGUGGAUACAGAGCGGUCGGGAUUCGCAUUGACAGCGGUGACUUAGCUUACUUGUCAGUACUGGCCAGGGAAACUUUCAACCGAGUUGCAAAGGAGUUAGACCUGCCAUGGUUCUCUAAAUUGACGAUUGUUGCAUCGAAUGAUAUUAACGAAGAAACAAUAUUGAGCCUUAACGAACAAGGACACUCCAUCGACUGUUUUGGAAUUGGCACACACUUAGUUACUUGUCAGCGUCAGCCAGCCUUGGGUUGUGUGUACAAAUUAGUUGAGAUAAAUGGUCAGCCUCGAAUUAAACUCAGUCAAGAUGUCGGCAAAGUGACGAUUCCUGGUCAUAAAGAGGCUUAUAGAUUAUUCGGGGCAGACGGACACGCUUUGAUAGAUUUACUGCAGCGCUCAUCAGAACCGGCGCCUGAAGUCGGUCAGAAAGUUUUGUGCCGACACCCCUUCCAGGAAUCGAAACGUGCCUACGUGAUACCCAGUAAAGUGGAACAUCUUUAUAAGGUGUACUGGAAUGAAGGACGCGUAUGUGUGGCUCCUAAACCCUUAUCAGAAGUACGGGACCGAGUACAGUCAUCGUUGAAAACGUUACGACAGGAUAUUAAAAGAAAUUUAAAUCCUACGCCGUACAAGGUGGCUGUAAGCGACAAUCUCUAUAACUUCAUACACGACCUGUGGCUACAAAAUGCACCUAUUGGCGAAUUGUUUUAAUGGGGUUAAUGAUAUAAUUUUUAUUAUAUGCUUGAAAUAUGCAUUUAUAUAUAUAUAUGACUGCACGAUGUAAUUAAGUAUGGGAAAUUGAGGUGUCUGGAAACACAAACACUUUAUUACUGACUAAUGUCAUAAAAAACUAAUUUUAUUGUUCCUGUAUUCAAUAAAAUUAUUACAGGAUGAAAAUUAAUAUUCCUGUAUUACAGGAAAAUUUUAUUUUUUCGUCACUACACAUAUGUAUCUUGAAUAAGAUACAUAAAAAUAAAUAAACUACGUUAAUGUACUAUGUUAUGCGGCUUACCGCGUAUGAAUGGAGUGCACUGCACAGAAUGUUAGCUUUAAAUAUACAUAAUGUGUAGAAUGGACGUAACGACGUUUAAAAGAAUACUUUGAGAAAAUUGGAAAAUUCAUAAUUGAUUCCACAUUAGUUUUGUAAUUUUUAAAUGUGUCAGACACGUUUGUAAUCUACAAAGAGCAAAAUUAUAUUUUUUGAGUGGAAGGUACGUCAACGAAUUUGGUCCUGUUAAAUAAUUUUUAAUAGAAAUUAGUAAAUCCUCCAAUAAAUAUGUAUGUGGUGUCUAUAUACUCACUCUGCAGGAAAUACAAAACUGUACUAACAAAUUCAUUUAUUUAUUUCUCAGUAAGGUUUGCCCUAACCUUUCAUAUUUUGUGACAAAAUGUGACGUAAUUUAUAGAUAUAGCUUAAAAUCCGAUAUAAUAAAUUAUCUAUCUGUGAUAACUUAUCCAAACAAAAACUACACCGGCGUUGCGAUAGCCUUAACAUGUUUGCUAGUCAAAAUUGUUUCAAAAGUAUGCUAUUAAAUAAUCAGUCGCCGUUAUAUAUGUAUUAUAUACAAGUUAUAGUAUUUUUAUGUAAUAUAUAGAACUAUAGAGCAUAACCUAUUUUUGCAGUUUUAAUAUAAAAUAUUUGUAUUCGAUACUUUUUGUUAUUAAAACUGUACCAGAUAAGAUAAUCAGUAUUAAUUGUUUAAUUAAAUAUCUUAUCUCCCAGCAGUUUUUGAUGCUAGCGAUAGAAUUUGGUACAAUUUGUAAGCAGAAUAUGUCAAGAUUCUCUAACCCUCACACAUAGUUGAAAACAUAGUUGUAGAUAUUAGAUUCACAAAUUUAAAGUAAGUAGCAUUUACAAUUAAAUGGAAUUAUAGUGAAACAGCACAAGAUUUUAUGACUUACGGUCUGACAAUGUAUACAACAAAAGUGAAGAAAUGUUAUCACUGGACUACAUGGAAUCAUUGGAACUAAAAUAGAACAACUAUUCAUUAAUAUAUUAUUAACUUUUUUAAAGUUUCUAUAAACUGAAUUUUCAGUUACUAGGUUUUAUGCCAAUAUUUAUAUAUUUUUAAAUACUUUAGAAUCUAAUGUUAUUUUAAUGUUUAGUGUAAUUUCGUAACAGACCAUAUGAAAACGAUAUAUUAAAAAAAAAGAUAUGUAUUCUAUUAUACAAAGGGAUUUUUGGACACAGCUCCUUAAAAUUUAUUAACCGUGAUUUAUAUUUAGCAAUUUAUUUUCUAUUUAUAGUUAGCUUCGUUUAAAAUAUAUUUCGACACACGACAGUUGAAUCUGACUUAAUUUUUUGAAAUUUUCAUGGCGACAUUAGUUAUAGUGGAUUGUAUUGCGGUAAAACACUAAACUUUUUUAUCCAUUUUGGACUUUAAUUUUGCUUAAAAUAUACAUAAAAUCAUUGGUUAACGAAAAAAAAAAUUUUUUUUUAAAACCACCACCUAUAUUGUAUUGAAGAAGCCGUGAGAUAAAAGGUAAACAAAGCAUAAAACGGGUACUUUAAAGGUCGCGAUUGAUGAAGUAAAUAUAUGGUAUUAAAAAAACUACGGGAGUAAUACUGUGACAACACUAAAUGAUAUUUUAGAACGAUAUUUGUAGAACUUAUGUAAACCAUUCAGACUUAUUUGAACUCGAACAUCAUAAAUGCCUGAAAUUAUUUUCUUAAUUUGAAUCAAUAAUUUAUUAAAUCACCAUACAUGUAAAAACACCCGAAAAAAACCCAAAUUAAUAGCUUAUAAGGCUAACGUAGAAUUUUUUAAAUAAUUUUUAUUAAUUUUCCGCGCUUUUCAGAUUCAACUUGUAUGUGCCGAUAAUGUAUGUUGUGUCUGUGAGGUACAUACAGGUGGAACCGAAAAGAGCAAUAGGCCCGAGACUAUUUGCCACCCAUUGUUAAUCAUAAUUUUUCAAUAUAGUUUUCUACUUAGUUAUAAUUAAUUAAUUUAGUAUAUAAGUAUUUAAAAUUAAGGAGAAAAUAAAUAUGAACGAAUAAAUAGAUCGAUUCUCAAA